This is a messenger RNA of Macrobrachium nipponense, 4953 nucleotides long. Its product is annotated as orexin receptor type 2-like. Gene Ontology annotation, cellular component: membrane. The coding region runs from base 1694 to 3361 and encodes 555 amino acids. Gene Ontology annotation, molecular function: G protein-coupled receptor activity. The transcript has 9 exons. NCBI's taxonomy places the organism in Eukaryota, Metazoa, Arthropoda, Malacostraca, Decapoda, Palaemonidae. Gene Ontology annotation, biological process: G protein-coupled receptor signaling pathway. The record is from RefSeq and is a predicted model, not a curated record.
CUUGGUGAGUCUGUCAGUAGUAUCUCCUCUGACUCUGUGGCGAGUGGUUGUGUGCCCAUUUCAUCCGGAACCCCUCAUUUUUGAAUGACUCACUGGGACGGAUAAUGCCUGAACUCAGCAGAGACCUUUUGUCGUCAAUGAAGCAAAAAGAGUGUUAAUUACUAUGUGAUCUUGAGUGACGAGACCAUUAAGCAGACUAUAGUUAUGCAAUGAAAAAGAUAAUUGUGAAAUACUUCGUGCAUAGUUGCGUAAUACGGAAAAAUAAUUACCAGAUUAUUUUGUGAAUAUUUCUUUGUUCUGCAGAGGUGAAUAUCCAGUGACAGAAAUAAAUCAUGAUCGAUGUAAAUAUUGAUUUAACAACUAACGAAUUUACCUGGCAAGAAGAACCGUAAAAUUCAUACAGUAUCACACUAAACAUCUGACUGAAAUCAGUGUUUGCUCAAGUUUAAUUCAGGAGAAACAACUCAAUUCUUGUAUGGUUCAAGUCGGAUGUACCCCUUGUCUGUGUGUGUGUGUUACCACUUGUUACCACUGAGAAAAACCUUUUUGUUUGUCAAUCCCCCGACCGAAAGAGAUCUAUUUUACGAUGUUUAGAGAAAGUUCUCCCGUGUAAACGAAUCUGCAACCAACGGUCAACAGCGACGUCUCCUGUUCUGCAAAUUCCCCGUCCAAUAAACCACAACGUAAGCUGAGAGCUAAAGGCUUCCUUUUUUUAAUGAAACAGGGAGCAUAAGCAAUUGCUUGGCUGGUGCGUUAUUGCAAAUUCCCAAAAGUGAAUCAGAUGCGGAGCAGGGAGGGGGAGAAGGAAUAGGAGGAGGAAGGGCCCAGGCAAGUCACUCAGCGGUCCGUCUGAGGAUUAGGUAACGGAGAUGCGAGAUAAACAGUCAUGCGUCGAGAAACCGCGAAUCUUCUUACAUCGAGUGAAAACACACCUGGUCGUCGAGGUCUGUUUUGACAGCCCUCCCACGUGAUGUGAAGUGCCCUUUUGCCCCUCUUAAGUGAUUAAUGCGAAUUAUCAAAGCACCGUUAAACUAUCAGAUUGAAAACACAGCUAAAACGAAGAGGAGUAUACUUUUAAAAGUGACUGAAUGGUUAUGAGAAUGUAACGGGAAACAGAAAAUAGAAGAUGCCUUGGCUAAAGUUGUGGAUCUCCCGUCCUGGGAACUCUUGCGUCCUUCUGAUAAGCAGAUUCUUUAGAAAUAGGAAAUUUCGGUGAAGUAUUCACUCGUUCCCCUUUGCAUUAACGUACUGUGUCGACGCUUACUGUUAGGCCUAAGAUAAACGAAAAACUAAAACAACGACCCACUGUGCUGACGAAACCGCCUAACCAUUAGAUUUACGACCUCUAAACGAGGAACAGUUCAUGAGGAAUAAACUCACGACUUCGAAAUAGCGAGGAACAACUCAUGAUAAACAACUCUAGGGACUUCGAAGCGAGGAGCAUUUCAUAAGAAACAACUCUAGCGAGUUCGUAAAAGCGAAGAACAGUUCAAUAGAAACGUACAUUCGACUUCAUAAGAUUCAAACCUCACGACUUCGAAACAAGCAACAAUUCAUGUAGAUAAAACGCUCACGACUUCUUCGAAACGAGGAACAACUCACGAGAAACAACACUCGUGUCUUCGCCCAGGGCGAGGAGCAGUUCGUGAGAAACACUACGAAUCCCAUCUGAAAUCUCGUUGUCAUAUCCAAGAUGGUCGCCGAAGCCAACUACUCGGGGCUAUUCUCAGCCGUCACCACGACCUCUCCAGAGGAACUGAACGGUUCCUUUCCCUCAGAGGUACCUCUGAUUCCCGCGUGGCCCUGUAACCACACGGGGGCCCUCGUCAUGAGGGAGAAGUUUCCCUUUCCAGCCCUCGUCGAGGCCGCCAGAACUCUGGACUACUAUGAAAUCAUGCAGGUCGUCCUGAUCGUCUUCGUUUUCAUCUUCUCCGUCUGCGGCAAUCUAAUCGUCAUGAUCGUCGUGUAUCAGAAUUCCUUCCUGAGAUCGACGGUUAACUACUACUUGGUCAACUUGGCCGUAUCCGACCUCCUCAUUACCGUACUUUGUUGGCCAACGAUCACAAGCCAAAUCACGAAGCCCGUUUACAUUCUGGGACGACCUCUGUGCAAGAUCAACGUCCUCACUCAGACAACCUGCGUCACUGCUUCGGUAAUGACCCUGUCAGCUGUGGCCUGCGACAGGGUAUACGCAGUGAUGUUGCCCCUAAGGGCACGCAGCUCGGCAGCGCGACCCUUAACCCUCAUCGUGGUCAUUUGGAUCAUAGCCGUUACUCUUGCCAUUCCAGCGUUUUUGGUCAGGGACGUUCAAGUUUUUCAGUGGGAUGAUUUCGUAGAGGAGAGCUGUUCUGACAUAAUGUUCAGGUGCAACAUGAACGCCAGUGUCGUCUUCAGAUAUUAUCGCAUUCUGCUUGCAGUGAUGAUAUUCUUCAUCCCGGCCAUCGUGAUGGUGGCAGCCUACGCCAUCAUCCUACUGAGGCUGUGGUGUGUCAAAAGGCCCACGGUGCACGCCCCUUCCUACUCUACGGCACCCCUAAAUCCACACAUGAGAGCCAAACGUAAGAUCGUGAUUUUGACGGCCCUGGUCCUUUUGGCUUUCCUGAUUUGUUGGUGUCCUCUGCAUAUUCUGCAUUUCUACGAUAUUGUCAACCACCAUCCGUUGCCAGCCUGGUUCGCUAAUGUCGAAUUCUGGGCGUAUUUCUUGGGCUACUGCAAUUCAGCACUGAAUCCUCUCUUGUACGGAGGCUUCAGUGACAACUUCAGGCUCGGUUUCAGGAAUCUAUUUCAAAAGAAGAGGUCCACUUCAGAUCAAUUCCAGCUCCCCAGCACCGCAGUGGCCACCUCCUUGUCUCUCAACAGAGGAAGUUCCAUCAAGUUCACGUUCCACCGGAAGUCCCUCCUGCUGCCGACGUUCUCCAACCCUCUGUCGCUCUCCUCUAAGGGGUCCAUUAACAACGGCCUCUCCCGCUACGGCAAGGCGUCGCAAUCGCGAAGGUCGUCUGAAACGACCUCCAACCAGCAACUCUCCAGGCAGUGCUCUCUUUCCAGCACUGGAACGGUGUUGCCGGCGGAGAGAGCGCCGAGCGGCAGCCAAGAAGGACUCCUCACCAACUCGCCAUCUUUCCAGUUUAGCUCUCCUGACGAUUCCCCGAAGAGGUCUGACCCGCUCGGUUUCCCUUCUGCGAGAGAAAGCCAGGCAAAGGACGAGAGGAAGGCCCUCCUUUGUGACAGCCCAGAGAAGAAAGACUGUGGUAGCAGCAACGGGCUCUUCAGAAACUCUCGCAACAGUUCCUUCAGCCAGAGAUAUAGGAGGGACACGUUUUCCAGCAUCAGCGAGGAGGCCAGUCCUUCCAGCGAUUAAAAGAAUGCCUGGAAAGUUCCUUCCAGUGAUUGAUAAGAUGCCUGGAAAGUUCCUUCCAGUGAUUAAGAAGAUGUCUGGAAAGUUCCCUCUAGUGAUUAAGAAGAUGUCUGGAAAGUUCCUUUCAUUGUUGAAGAAGAUACCUGGCAAGUUCCUUCCAGUGAUGAAGAAGAUACAUCGAAAGUUCCUUCCAGUGAUGAAGAUGCCUGGAAUAUUCCUUCUAGUUAGGAGGAAGUGCCUGGAGAGUUCCUUCCAGUGAUUAAGAUGACGCCUGGAAAGUUCCCUCCAGUGAUUAAAAAGAUUCCUGGAAAGUUUCUUUCAGUGAGGAAGAAUAUACCUGGAAAGUUCCUUCCAGUGAUUAAGAGGAUGCCUGGAAAGUUUUUUUCAGUGAUUAAGAGGAUGCCUGGAAAGUUCCUUCCAGUGAUGAAGAAGGUUCCAGGAAAGGUUUUUCUAGUGACUAAGAAAGUUCCAGGAAAGUUUUUUUCCAGUGACGAAGAAGUCUGGAAAGUUCCUUCCAGUGAUUAAAAAGAUGCCUGAAAAGUUUCUUUCAGUUAGGAAGAAUAUACCUGGAAAGUUCCUUCCAGUGAUGUUGAAGAUGCCUGGAAAGUUUUUUUCCAGUGAUUAAGAAGAUACUUGUAAAGUUCCUUCCAGUGAUGAAGAAGAUUCCUAGAGAGUUCUUUCCAUUGAUAAAGAAGAUGCUUGGAAAGUUCGUUCCAGUGAUGAAGAUGCCUGGAAUGUUCCUUCCAGUGAUUAAAAAGAUGCCUGGAAAUUUCCUUCCAGUGAUUAAGAUGCCUGGAAUAUUCCUUCUAGUGAUUAAGAAGAUGCCUGGAAAGUUCCUUCCAGUGAUCAAGAAGAUGCCUGGGAAGUUCAUUCAAGUGAUAGAAGGUUCCUUACCAGUUAAUAAAAGAAGAUGCCUGGGAAGUUCAUUCAAGUGAUGGAAGGUUCCUUACCAGUUAAUAAAAGAAGAUGCCUGGAAAAUUUGUCCAGUGAUUAAGAAGAUGUCUGGAAAUACCUUCUAAUGAUUAAGAAGAUGACUUGAAAGUUCUUUCCAGUGAUUACGAAGGCACCUGGAAGGCUUAUUUUGAAAACUGACUGUAAACUUAAGGAAACAUGAUAUUGAUCUCAAGUCUUAGUGCUAUGUGCUAUAUGCCAGUGUUGCAUUUGCAUGAAUAACCUAGACGUAGCUUUAAUGUGUAACGAUAUUUACCAAAAUAUUAAUGCUAAGGGACGCUGAUAAGUGCAGUAAUUUUCACGAAAGAAUUUCUCGUAUAGAACGUUCAAGCAUUUCGGUUACCGAACAAUAAGUGAAUGCUUGAGUGAAGUAUUGAAUGACAAAUGAACUUUUCUAUUAUUACUUACUUUAAACCUAGCAAUGAAUCCAUUAUUCUCUCGCCCAAAAAAUAUCUAGCCAAUCUCUUCGCUUCUUAAAAAUUGUUCUGCUAAGCUGUAAAUGUUGAAUGUGAUAUUUAUCUGCAAGUUACACAAAAAUUUCCAUGUAUCUAUUAAUAUUUUGCCAGUAUCUAUGUCUAUGUAAUUGUCUGAAUCUAUUGGAAGUCAAAAUCAAGCUAUUUUUAAUAGAAAAUGUUUACUCUCUA